This is a messenger RNA of Jaculus jaculus (lesser Egyptian jerboa), 702 nucleotides long. RefSeq names its product neuritin 1 like (gene Nrn1l). Lineage: Eukaryota; Metazoa; Chordata; Mammalia; Rodentia; Dipodidae. The record is from RefSeq and is a predicted model, not a curated record. Gene Ontology annotation, biological process: nervous system development; neuron projection extension. The transcript is spliced from 3 exons. Gene Ontology annotation, cellular component: plasma membrane. The coding region runs from base 64 to 651 and encodes 195 amino acids.
CCAAUCCGAGAACUGAAGGCGGGCCACCAGCUGGAUCCAGGCCCCGCCCCCGGCUCCCAUCCAAUGGUAAUCUCUUCCUCUGGGGGCUGGGCUAACAGGCAGGGCUCCAAGCUGCUAGCACAGGCACUAGGCUCACAGCCAGGGAGGAUGUGUUGCUGCUGCUGCUGUCAAUGGUGCCGCCGCUGUCAGCGGCUGUCCUGUUCCCUGAAGCUGUUGCUGUUGCUGCCACUUGUCCUUGGACCUCCCUUUGCUGUGGCAUCAGAGGGCCCACACCGCUGUGACACCAUAUACCAGGGCUUUGCCGAGUGUCUCAUCCGCUUGGGAGAUGGAAUGGGCCGUGGAGGCGAGCUGGAGACAGUCUGCAGGUCCUGGAAUGACUUCCAUGCCUGUGCCUCUCAGGUCCUGUCAGGCUGCCCUGAGGAGGCUGCUGCUGUGUGGGAGUCACUGCAGCAAGAAUCUCGCCGGGCCCCUCACCCAAAUAACUUGCAUGCUUUGUGUGGCGCUCCUGUGAGCAUCAGGGAUUCUGGUGCUGGCCCAGAAACCAACCAGGAGACAUUGCGGGCAAUGGCACCUGAACCCACUCCAGCCUCUGUACCCCCAUUAUUCGCUGCUGCUCUGGCAAUUGCCUACCUCCUGGGACCUCUGGCCUAACCAGUCACACCACCAGCUAGCAGUGCCUGGGCCUCCAGUGCUGGAGCUCAU